Molecule: messenger RNA, 1809 nt
Organism: Besnoitia besnoiti
Lineage: Eukaryota; Apicomplexa; Conoidasida; Eucoccidiorida; Sarcocystidae
Product: BT1 family protein
Exons: 2
Coding region: 1-1809 (602 amino acids)
Cellular component (GO): membrane
Source: RefSeq, a predicted model, not a curated record
AUGCUGGCCUCCAACUAUCUCCUGGUCAAAGGCAUGGCAUACAACCUGAUCCAGAGUGCCUCAGCUCCCAUAUUUCGGGAAAUGCUUCAUUUGGCGGCGGAGAAGCAUAGUGUCGCUUCGGCUAUUUACAUGAUUCCUUGGUGUUUAAAAGGGUUUCUGGGAACGCUCAGCGAUGUGUUCGCUCCGGCUGGCUACCAUAAACGCCCUUUCAUGAUCGCAUCCUCGCUGCUGGGAGUCGCCGGCGCGAUUCUUCUUUAUUCCUUCGCCGGCAAAAUCGUCUUCUUCAUGGCCGUACUGGCCUUUUUCAUGAUCAUGACACAAGCGUCAUUCAACGACCUCCUAUGUGAAGGCGCAUAUACACGCCGAAUGGCGGAAAAGCCCGAAACAGGUGCGGCGUUAACGUCAUACGUGUGGCUAUGCUCCUGUCUUGGAAGCCUUCUGGCGGCAGUAUGGGUGGGACCCAUCAUUGACUAUGUAUCUUUCCAUGUCGUUCUCAUACCGUUCCUCUUCCUCACCGCUCAGCAGCUUUUCGUCACUGCCUGGCCGUGGCCUUUCAGAAAGUGGAAAGAGCAUGGCGGGCUGCUCCAGGAGGACUACGUCCCAGCCGGAUCUAGAAUCAUGGCAGAGAAAUUUCGCCAGCACAAGAGGCUCUUUAUCUGCGCGAUCGUGCUAAGUGUACUGGCCGUGGGCUCAGUCGUGGCAGGAAUGUUCAACGACGACCGACAGAUUAUCGGCUUCAGCUACGCGCUUUUCGCUGGCUUCGUCAUGGUGGGAAUGCUUUGGUUUACACUCCCUCCCGUACUGUUCAAGCCGAUACUGUACUUGUUCUUAAGUCGAUUUCUCAUGCCGAAUAUCGGUUCGCAGGUGACCUAUUGGCUACGUAGUGGCCCGGACUGUGUUGAGAACGGUCCGAAUUUCAGCUGGACGUUCCUAUUGACUUUGACGUCUAUUCUCCAGGCAAUCUUUGGAUUCGUUGGUGUCACCCUCUUUCAAAAAUUCGUAAGCAAGUGGAGCUUCCGGAAAGCAUUUUGGAUUACUUCCCUUUUAACGUGUCUGACGUCUGUAUUUGAUGUCACCAUGGUAUAUCGCUGGAACAUCCUCUACCUUGGAAUUCCCGACAAAGUUUGGUACUUCUGCAGCGCCGCCAUCAUCGAAGAAGUCAUCAGUAUGUGGGCGUUUAUGCCGUCUUGUGUUUUGAUUUCCCGUUUAUGCCCGCGGCAAGUUGAAAGUACAAUGUACGCCGUUGUUGCUGGCGUUAACAACUUCGGCAGUUCUUUGGCAAAGUACUUAGGAAACUUCCUUGCAGUGUUCUUGCUGGGCAUAAAGACGAUGAAUGACGAGAAGGGCAGCUGCAACUUCGAGAAUCUCGGUCUCGCUGUCAUAAUAGCAUCGGGCUUGUGCCCUUUGCUUCCCCUAGUCCUCACCUUCUUCCUCAUUCCCAAUGUCGGGAUGGACGUCCACUUCGGCGAGGUCGCAUUUGACGAGGCUGAUGGUAGAGCGGAUCAUGCGUCACAACUCACAGAGACAGGAGAGAGAGCGCGAGAUUCGUCAGACGCUCCCGAGCGCCAAGGAAGUGCGGUGGCUGUCUCUAGUAAACCGAUCAACGAUGGUAAACCUGACCUUCUCGUAACAGAAAAACACCAGCCUGAGUCAGGUUGUCACAUGGAAAACGGCGACUCCCUCAAGACUGAUGCGCCGGCCCAACCCAGCCAACUAAGUCGCCUGCAAACUAUGGCGUCAUCGGAGGCCGAAGACAGGGACGCCCAAACAGAUUACCCAGGUGCACUGCCUUCCGUAAAGUCUGAGUAA